GACCCCCGGGAGGCCGUGGCCGACGGGCGGCGCCUCCUGGGCACUGGGUGGUCGUGGCCGGGCUGGGGACGCUGUUGGAGAGGGGAGCCGCCAGGACCUCGAGCGCCGGGCAGCGGGAGACCAGCCCAGGGUCUGAAGACGCGGGAGGCGGCCUCAGCCCCUCCUGCCCUUGAGUGCCCUUACCUCCGGUCAGUGUCCCGGCCGCGGCGGCAUUAGGGGAAGUGUCCGGUCCGGCCCUGUGGAGUGGGGGAGCAAGCGCGUCCUGUCUGCCCGCUGGCCACCAAACACGCUUCCUUCUCUUGUUCUUUUCCUGUUGGCGCUGGAGCGAAGCGAAAAGUUACCAUGGUGGCGCCUGGAGUGGCUGCCGGGCUGCCGGCCCACCCGGCUGCCCGCAGGAGGGGGCCCUUCUGAUCCUGGCCAGGGCAGCCUUGUGUGAUCAGAUGGCCCUGAUGGGGCUGGCUCUCGGGCCCCCUUAACACUCAGGAGUUUGUGACCAGACUGCAGACAACAGGACCUCAGUAAGGUCCAGCCUGGGAGUUCGGGGUUUUGUGGCUGCCAGCCCUGCUCAACUGUGGGGGAGCUGGGACUCAGCUGGGUGCUUGGUUGUUCUGUGCUCUCCUGAGAGCCCCUCCUGUGGGGCCCCCUCCCUCUGCCUGCCUCUGAGGGCAGUGUAAGCUCCUGUGGGAGGACCCCGCCCCCAGAGCUGGGCUCCAGGGAAGAUGGAGUAAGUUGAUCCUUACACUUCUGAGGGCCUUUCUCAACCGUGGGGAGAAGGGUCGGGAGAAGGGUAGUGUUUCUGUGGCCCAGGUGCCUGGAGGAGGGCCCCAGAUGGGCAGGGAGCCUGGGAACCCCUGUUCUGAAGCCCUGCUGGUGGGUGCGGCCUGGCCUUGGUGUCAGGCACCUCUCACUUCCUCUUGGGUUGUCCUGCUCCCUGGAGGAGUGCUUCUUUUUUCUUCUGCAUCUGAAGCUGUCUAGAGCUGCUCCCUGUGAGCAACCAGGCUGGUGACCUCGUGACCUCCUGAAAGCCAGGCUUAAUUAAACUCAGUGAUUGCUAGGCUUUGGAGAGGGAGUGGGUUUUACCUUGUGUCUCUGCUCUAAGGACCCCUGUCCCAGACCAGGUGCUCUGAGAGCAGGAAACGGCUGGGUCCUCCAACCCUUCUGGACGGGGUCAUUUGCUGAAACUCUUUGGUUUCAGGCUCUGCAUUAGACUCUCUGGACCUGUGUCAGACAGCAUCCUGCUGAGCCCUGCUUUACAGACAGGAGGCCCAGGCUGAGGGCAGCCGGGCUGUGGGGAGGGAUGAGUGGACUGCACAUCCAGUCCUUCCAGCCCCUGCUUCCACCGCCCCCGAUGUUUGUCUUUUAUUUGGGAAGAAGGACUCUGCACCCUAGAGGUUCUCUAAAACCAUGGAUGUCUUCAUGGGCCUCAGCGGGUCGCAGAAGAGCCUGCGGGGCUGGUUGUGUAAGAGUCCAAGCCCAGACUCGGCCCAGGUGCUCCCUGCCCCCAGGUCAGCUGCUCUUUUGCCCGCACUGACUCCAGCCCUCCCACCUGGCACCUGCAGGAGCAUCCCAAAGCAGGGACAUGCUGGUGUCUCUCUUGCCUAACCUCUUGUGCCACGUUCCCAGGCAGGACCACCCCCCCAGCACCACCCCCCCCAAGAGUGCCCAGUAGGCUUGUGGGGUCCCUUUGGUGUCCCCGGCUCCCCGUGCCCAGCGCUACCCCAGCGGCACCAAGGCAGGUGGUCAGCGAGCAUCCUGCAUCAGCUGCAGGCUGCUCUGGUGACCCAGCUCUGAACUCAGAGGGGCCUCUGGGCCGCGGGGCCAGAACGGCACCUGCUCCUGGGGAUGAGAACCGGCCCGCCCGUCUCCACCUUCCUGGAUGAGGGGAAGGAGGGUGUGGGUGGAGUUUGGACUUGGACACCUGCCCAGGCACACCUGUCACUCUGGGUCACCCUGUGGAUGGCUGUGCUGGAGCUGCCAGGACGGUGCAGGGAGCUGGGGGCCACAGGGGAGCAGCAGGGACCUGACGCCCCCAGGACGCGCUGUCUCUCCAGUGAGGACUUGUCCGGCGCUCCGGCCUCCCUGGCUAUCCUGGAGGCACCAUCUCCCUCCAGCAGCGGCUCCGCCCCUGCUGUCUGCUUCCCCCUCCCUGGUGGCCAGACCGCGGGACGGGGCUGGACAGCGCUGCAAGACAUCAGAGGGAAAGCAGGCUGAUAGCUGCUGUUGACGAGAGCCAUGGCGUCUGUGUCCUGAGGAGGUGCUCAUGGCUUCGCUCCCUCGGCCUCUGGGCUGAGCCUGGAGCUGAGGCAGUGCCUGCUGCUGACCCUUCCAUGGCCGACCUGGAGAUGCUCCCCACGGCCCAUCUGCCUCCCCAGGGUGAGCCAGAGGCUCCAGUGCCUUUAUGUCCCUGAAGCAACUCUGCCUCCGCGAGGCCUGCGGUCACCAGCCGCCCAGGCCACACUGCUCUGCGGCCACUUGGCCAACAGAAAUGGGGAAGUGCCAGAGGCAAGCGCCUGUCGUCAGGUGGCUCUGAACUUGUGAACUGGAAAGCAAAGUUGUGGUGGCGUCCCUGGCUCCCUGUCAGAAGUUUCCUUUUUCUUGAGGCUUGACUGAGCGGGUACGACUAGAGACAGAGAACACGCUGGGACUCUGCGUCCCAUCCUCUGGUCUCCCUGCCAGCAAGCCACCCCUCGCUUGUGGGUGUCACUCUGGGGAGCUGUCUCCACCCCUCCCUCCCAGAAAGCAGGGACCUGGAAGCAGAGCCCUGCCGGCCAUGUGACCCGCACGGGGUGGGGGGCCCAGGAUCCGGACUGCAGCUGGACACUGCGGGGCCGAGGUGCGGAGACAGCGGCCUCCUGAAGCAUGUACAGGGGAGGGUCUGAGGCCGGACCAUUUCCUCCCGGGCCGGGUAGUGGAAUGCUGGUUCCUGUUUUGUUCCUGCAGCUGGUUUUCAGGGGGCAUUGAUGGUGACUCUCAGCAGAAUCUCCACAGCCCCCUCCUCAAGGUUCUGGCCCGGCCGGUGGGGGUGUCUGGGCCUCACAGUGCACCUGGGAAGGACAGGAGGCGUGUGCCCCGUGGGCAGGUGGUACCAGGACCUGGGUCCCGGGGAGUCUUGCUGACUGCUUGCUGAGAGCCCUGACUCUCGCCCCCCAGGCACUUUUCCCUGGUGGCCCCAGCCAUGGCAGAGCCAGGGUGCAGGAGGCCUUGUCCCCUGUGGCCCUGGCUGGCCUAAACAGUGGUGGUCUUGGACCAGGCAGCUAGGAGCAGCUGAGUCAGGCCCCAGACUGCACAGUGUGAGGCCCUGCCGCCAGACGGGCUGUGGCCAGGAGCCUGGGCUUGGGCUGGGAGGUGAGGCUCAGGGGCAGGUCUUCCAGGUAGGCGGCCCUCCCCCACUGGACAGGUCUGGACUUUGGCCCUGGAGCAGCAGCCCAGCCUGCAGGCUUAUCACUAGGACCCAGAGUCCAUCGGCCAGGGGUGCCAACCUGUCUCCCUGCUGCAGGACUCCGCCCGCCACCCCAAGACCAAGGUUGGCACGGAAGCCAGGCCCUGUCCUCGCAACCUACCCUGGGCUCUGGCUGUGGGUGGGCCGCCCCCAGCCAUCCUCUGUGCUCUCAGUGGGCACGGGCCUAGCUCCUGGUCAGCCCAAGCCUGGACCCAGGCGUAGGUGCUCCUGCUCCAUAGGCACCUUCGUGGCUUAGCUUCAGCUCGAGGCCUCGGCCACUCAGGGUUUGGCUGCGGAAAAGGAGUGUUGGAGAUGCUCAGGGUCUCUCCCCGGGAAAGCGCCCGCGUGGGGUGGGGGCAGGAGGCUGGGGGCUGGCCUGAUUGCGGUGCGUCUGCCUUGUCACCGUGGAGGGGCAGGUGUCCUGAAGGACCUGCUCGGCGUGGGCCUGACCGCCGUGAGCACCCCCUCGCAGCCCAGGGAGCAGGGCUCCGGCUGCAGCCGCCGCCCACGUGUGACUCGUCCCCGUGGGGUGAGCGUCCGCCGCGGGAGGAGAAGGGCCGCGACUGGAGGCUCACACGGGCCUCACCCUGACGUCAGGUGGGCCCGGCGGCGUGUCAGGCGUGUCGGGUGACAUGAGUCCGUUCCCCUGUCCUGCCUUUUCCACGUGGCUGUCGGGAGUGAGAAGGGACCCCUGUGGCUCGUGGCACACUCCCACUGGGCGGCUCUCCUGUCGGUGGACGUGGGGAGCAUUGGCUUUGCAGCUACUGGGGACCCCCACCCCCCACCCCCCAGUUGGCUCUGGUCGAGCUGAGGGGAAGCCUGAGUGGUGGGUGACUUUUAGGGUCACCGGGCCUUCAGCAGUCUCUCCAGCCCUGGUCUGGGUCCCUUGGAGGAACAGGUCCGGCGGGCGUGUUGCUGCCCGGCUCUCUGGCCUGACUGCAGCCCUGAGGGCAGGGCCCAGGCCCUCCCCCGUGCAGAGCCGCUGUGCUGCUGGGCCCUGGGCGCCUGCUGGGAGGGGGUCGUGUGUGAUGGACCUGGGCUGAGGCAGAGCUGCUGGUCACCUGCUUGACCAGAAAGCGAAGGGGACACCCAUGGUGGCCCAGAGGCGGCCCAGGCGUCUUCCCUCACCUGACUGGGACUCAGCUCGUCUGAAAGGAGACGCCCCCCCCACCCACCCACCCACCAGCCUCCCACCUCAGGGCAGGAGCACCUGGGCCCACGCCUCCCGAGAGCAGGCAGCCUCCUGGGCCCCUUCCUGCUCACUGUCUCCAGGUCAGGGGAGGCUGUCCUCCACAGGGGCCUUGGUGGUGACUGUGGACGGUGCCCAGGGCUCGUCAGCCCUACCGGGCACUCCUCUUCCAGCUCAUGUUUUCUGGUUAAAUAUCUUCUCGAUCAUUUCUUUCAGGGUGAGACCCAUUCUGAAGGCCAGCAACCGUGGCACGGACGCCUUGCCCUGGGGGCGCCAAGGGGGCCAUAAUGGGGGUUGCCGUGGGGCAGGGGGGACCCUGCGGUGGCCCUGCUGCAGGCGCCCCUGCUGCCCCAGAAGCCGCGCGUGCACUGGGACCCUCCAGGCGCCGUAGUCACGUGUCUCUUCUCUCUCUGUCUCUGUCAUUUCUGUUGUGCUCCUCGGACCAGCCCGGCUCGCGAGGCCGCCCUCCUCCAUGCUCCGCCUCGCCCGCCGCCGCCGGCGCCCUGUGACCAGGCCCGGCGCUCAGCGUGGCCACCACGGGGGCCAUGGGGAGCUCCGCCUCCUCGCUGGCCGCCGAGACCGAGUCGGACCACGGCUUCCCCCGGGGCCCACCCUGCCCGGGGCCCCCGGCAGCGGCUGGCUGGGGUAGGAGUGGCCCCGGGGGGCCUGCGUGGGGCGACAGCCUGGGCACCCGGCAGCACCCGCCCCCGCGGCCCCGGGCCCGAAGCCACACGCACUCGCCCGGGCCCAUGGCCACGGUCGGGGAAUGGGCCUGCGCACGCUGCACCUUCCUGAACCCGGCCGGCCAGCGCCAGUGCUCCAUCUGCGAGGCCCCACGGCACAAGCCCGACCUGGACCGGAUCCUGCGGCUCAGCGUGGAGGAGCAGAAGUGGCCAUGUGCCCGCUGCACAUUCCGCAACCUUCUGGGCAGGGGGGCCUGCGAGGUGUGUGGCUUUACCCCCGAGCCUGGCCCGGGGGCCCCCCCGCUGCCCAUCAUCAACGGGGCGCCCCCAGAGCCCCCGGGCAGCUGCCGGGACGAGACGGGGCCCCUGCGGACGGCGGGGCCGGUGGCUGUGGAGCCGGCAGGUGGACGGCCGGCGGAGGCAGAGGGGCAGGAGGGGGGCGCGGCUGCGCCUGGGAGCGGCUGGGCCUGCCAACGCUGCACGCUGCACAACACGCCUGUGGCCAGCUCCUGCUCGGCCUGUGGGGGGCCCCGGAAACUCUCGCUGCCCAGGAUCCCUCCCGAGGCACUUGUGGUCCCGGAAGUCGUGGCUCCUGCAGGCUUCCCCGGCGUGUCGGCCCCGGCCCAGCCUGGGGAAGGCGCCGAGGCCAACACUCCUUCUGCUGUGGACCAGGAGCCCCCCCGGGGGCCACCCUUCAGCCCAUUCUCGCCCACCCUCCAGAACAACCCCGUGCCUCGCAGCCGCCGCGAGGUGCCCCCCCAGCUGCAGCCACCGGUGCCUGAAGCCGCCCAGCCCUCACCCUCUGCCAGCUCCAAGGGGCCCCCCCAGGGCCUGGGGCGGCCCACGGCCGGGGCCUCCCGCCUGGCGGAGCUGCUGUCAGGCAAGCGGCUGAGCUUCCUGGAGGAGGAGGCGGCCGCGGGAGGCCCCACGCUGCGCCCCCCGGGUCCCGCCAGCCCUGCACACUGCGAGGCUGGCAGCAGCACGCCAGGCAGCGACGUCAUCGACCUGGGCGGUGACAGCGUGCGUUACACGCCCGCCAGCCCCUCCAGCCCCGACUUCACCACCUGGUCGUGCGCCAGGUGCACGCUCAGGAACCCCACGGCGACCCCCCGGUGCACAGCGUGCGGCUGCUCCAAGCUGCACGGCUUCCAGGAGCACGGCGACGCCACCGCCCGCUGCCCCGACUGCAGUGCGGACCGGCCUGGGCCCUGCCCAGCCCACAAGGCCGGCCGCCCCCUCCCCGCAGCGCCAUCUGAGCGCCCGGGCCAGUGGGCCUGCCCCGCCUGCACCCUGCUCAACGCGCCUCGGGCCAAGCACUGUGCCACCUGCCACACCCCCCAGCUCAUGGCGGCCCAGCGCCGGGGCGUGGCGCCCCUGCGGCGCAGGGAAAGUGUGCUCGUGGAGAAGCGGCGGCAGACGGACGAGGGCGAGGCCAAGGCCCUGUGGGAGGACAUCGUGGCCUUCUGCCGGGAGAACAGCGUGAACUUUGUGGACGACAGCUUCCCCCCCGGGCCUGCGUCUGUGGGCUUCCCCGUGGGUGACAGUGUCCAGCAGCGCGUGCGUCAGUGGCUGCGGCCGCACGAGAUCAAUUGCUCCGUGUUCAGGGACCACAGCACCUCCUGGUCCGUGUUCCACACGCUCCGGCCCUCGGACAUCCUGCAGGGUCUCCUGGGGAACUGCUGGUUCUUGAGUGCGCUGGCAGUGCUGGCUGAGCGGCCGGACCUGGUUGAGCGGGUGAUGGUCACGCGCAGCCUGUGUGCAGAGGGUGCCUACCAGGUGCGGCUGUGCAAGGACGGCACGUGGACGACGGUGCUGGUGGACGACAUGCUGCCCUGUGACGAGGCCGGCUUCCUGCUCUUCUCCCAGGCUCAGCGCAAGCAGCUGUGGGUGGCCCUCAUUGAGAAGGCGCUGGCCAAGCUGCACGGCUCCUACUUCGCGCUCCAGGCCGGGCGUGCCAUAGAGGGCCUGGCCACGCUCACCGGUGCCCCCUGUGAGAGCCUGGCCUUGCAGGUCAGCUCCACGAACCCCCGCGAGGAACCGGUGGACACUGACCUCAUCUGGGCCAAAAUGCUGAGUUCUAAAGAGGCAGGGUUCCUCAUGGGUGCCUCCUGUGGUGGGGGCAACAUGAAGGUGGACGAUGCUGCCUAUGAGAGUCUAGGCCUGCGUCCCCGCCACGCCUACUCCAUCUUGGACGUCCGGGAUGUCCAGGGCUCCAGGCUCUUGCGCCUACGGAACCCAUGGGGCCGCUUCUCCUGGAACGGCAGCUGGUCAGACGAGUGGCCACACUGGCCGGGGCACCUGCGGAGUGAGCUCAUGCCGCAUGGCAGCAGCGAGGGUGUCUUCUGGAUGGAGUACAGCGACUUCGUCAGGUACUUCGACUCCGUGGAUAUCUGCAAGGUGCACUCGGACUGGCAGGAGGCGCGGGUGCAAGGCAGCUUCCCCAGCUCGGCCAGCGGGCCGGUGGGCGUGACGGCCCUCACGGUGCUGGAGCGCGCUUCCCUGGAGUUUGCCCUCUUCCAGGAGGGCAGCAGGCGCGCGGACUCAGUGGACAGUCACCUCCUGGACCUGUGUGUCCUGGUGUUCCGGGCCUCCUUUGGCAGCGGUGGCCGCCUGAGCCUGGGCCGCCUGCUAGCCCACAGCAAACGCGCUGUGAAGAAGUUCGUCAAUUGUGAUGUGAUGCUGGAGCCUGGCGAGUACGCUGUGGUGUGCUGUGCCUUCAACCACUGGGGCCCAGUGCCUGGCCCACCCGCCCUGCAGGCCUCCAGCCCCUCAGGGGGGACCCCGCGCAGCACCCCAGAGGCACCCGGCCACGUGCUGGCCGUGUACAGCUCGAGGCUCGUCAUGGUGGAGCCCGUGGAGGCUCAGCCGACCACGCUGGCCGACGCCAUCAUCUUGCUCACGGAGAGCAGGGGCGAACGGCACGAGGGCCGCGAGGGCAUGACCUGCUACUACCUGACGCACGGCUGGGCGGGGCUCAUCGUGGUUGUGGAGAAUCGGCACCCCAAGUCUUACCUGCACGUACAGUGCGACUGCUCCGACAGCUUCAACGUGGUGUCCACGCGCGGCAGCCUGCGCACCCAGGACAGCGUGCCACCCCUGCACAGGCAGGUCCUGGUGAUCCUAUCCCAGCUGGAAGGAAAUGCCGGCUUCUCCAUCACCCACCGCCUGGCGCACCGCAAGGCAGCGCAGGCCUUCCUCAGCGACUGGACGGCCUCCAAGGGCAGCCACAGCCCCCCACUCACGCCCGAGGUCGCUGGCCUGCACGGGCCCCGGCCGCUGUGACCUCCCUGCCCCCACCUGCCUGCCCCCACACGCACUUUAUGAGGGAGACCCCAACACAGGACGCUUGAACCACAAUCUCAGGACCCCCACCCAGGGAGCUCCAGCUGUGGGCACAACUCCCCCCGGCCCUCCCCCCACCCCUCCCUCCUGCCCAGGGCCUCCCAGCCACCCAGCAGAUUACCUCGAACCCACCUCCAGCUCUAGGUGGACAUGUGCCAGCCUCUCUGACCAGGCCACCUUGAGAUCUGGCUCCAACCUCCAGGGUCAGGGUGAGGCUUGCUCCUUAUCCAUGGGCCCGGGUCUCCUGCCCGGGUCAGGCAGCCAUGUGCUCCAAAUCCAAAUCUGGGCAGGUCAGAGGCCAGGACCCCAGAAAGAGAGCAGGGACCACCCUUGUCGUAGGGGUCAGAGGUCAGGACUCCAGGGUGAGAGCAGGGACCAUUUCUGUUUUGUGAUCAGAGGCCAGGACCCUGAGGUGAGCAGGGACCACCCCCUUGUUGGGUCAGGCCAGGACCCCAGGGUGAAAGUAGGGACCACCUCUAUUUUAGGGGGUCAAGCCCAGGGCCCAAGGAUGAGAGCAGGGACCACCCCAGUUUGGGGAGGUCAGAGGUCAAGACCCCAGGGUGAGAGUAGGGAUACCCCCUUGUGGCCAGAGGUUGAGAACCUUUCCUCAGUUUGCCCCCAUAUCCCACCUAUCCGCCCCACCCCCCACAAGCCCUCAUGUGGCCAGCAGGGGUCCCUGGAGCCCCAGCAGGGUCUGAGGAGGCAGGUGCCUGGCAACUGUGGGCUGAACCAGGGUGGGGAGGGACACUAUGCAAUUCCUGGCAUGCCAGCCAGGAUCGAAGCCAUGCCCUGGGCCGGGGCUGGGGUGGUGGUCAGGUGGUCCUGGGCCCAGCCCCGUGCUUGGCACCACCUGACCUGCAGGAGAAGCAGAGUCCCAGCGUCCCCCGGGCCGUGUCCAGGCACAUGCAGGGUGGGCCCCAGCCCCGCACCCCUCCCCUCUGAGCCAGCGUUCUCCCUGUGCUGCUCAGCCCUGAGCUCUGUGUCUGCCUAGGGAUGACUGAGGCCGCUUCCUGGGUGCCCAGCCUCACUGCCCAGCAGCCCCUGGCAGCAAGCAGCCCUGCCCGUGGUCCCUCGCUUUCCGUGGGGCUUGCUGGGUGGGGGGGGGGGGCAGAUUCACACCUGGAGAAGCACUAGACCCCCAGCCCCCUUUGUACUCCUGUUACUCUGAGUGGGGGGUUCGCACCUGGAGCAGCACCAGAAGCACUAGACCCCCCCACACCUGCCCCCUUUGUACUCCUCCUCGUACUCUGAGCUGUGAGUAUUUUUAACCCUGUACAUACGGCAGCUCUUCUGACGCAGAGACUAUUUUAUCAACGUCAGCGCCAUCCCCGUAGGAUGACCCCAUGGGUGUUUCCAGACUCAGGCUCCGACGGACCAAAUAAAGAUGUUUUGUUUUGUAA
Bubalus bubalis (water buffalo) is the source of this 10053-nucleotide messenger RNA. RefSeq names its product calpain 15 (gene CAPN15). The record is from RefSeq and is a predicted model, not a curated record. Gene Ontology annotation, molecular function: calcium-dependent cysteine-type endopeptidase activity. Gene Ontology annotation, cellular component: cytoplasm. The transcript has 12 exons. Gene Ontology annotation, biological process: proteolysis. Bases 5174 to 8593 code for a protein of 1139 amino acids. NCBI's taxonomy places the organism in Eukaryota, Metazoa, Chordata, Mammalia, Artiodactyla, Bovidae.